Molecule: messenger RNA, 581 nt
Organism: Triticum urartu
Lineage: Eukaryota; Viridiplantae; Streptophyta; Magnoliopsida; Poales; Poaceae
Source: RefSeq, a predicted model, not a curated record
CCCACUUCCCCACUCCGCUCUUUCCUCCCCCACCGAUCUGGAUCGGGGCAGAUGCCCCGGCCCCGUCGAACGCCGCCGCCGCCCAAAGAACCCCACCCCCUCGCCGGACGCCUCGCCUUCCUCCACUCCUCCCCCUCUCUCUGCUGGAUCCGGGCGAUCCACGUCGCCCCUGACCCUGCCUCCCCGACAACCGCCACGACAACCCUUGCCUCUGCCCCGACGGCAGCCAGUGCCCCUGUCGCUCGACGCCGUUCCCCGUCGCCUCCUCACCCUCGUGCGGGCCUGCCCCGUCCCCGCCUCUCCAUCGCCGGCCAACCCCGAGACUCGCCGCCCCCGCUUCCCUCCAUCGCUGACCCCGAGACUGCCGCUGAUGCCGCUGUGUUCAACUACGUCGAUGGCGACCCCUUCUUCUUGUCUGAGCAACCAGAUGGUGGAGCCUAGGAUCUAGACGACACCACCGACGACUACUACUACCCCGAGGGUGCCUACUAUUACGUGGAGGCCGCCGACGACCAGGAGUAGUUAGGAGGCUCCCAGGCAGGAGGCCUUGCCUUUUUGAUCGUUGUUGCUUUUGUGCUAGC